UUAGCCAUAUAUCGAAUAUAUCCACCAAAAAUAUCAUAUGAAACUAUUUGGCUUCGUUCUUCACCUCAACCACCUUUUGGGCAACGAUUUCACAAGAUUUCCAGGACGGAUCCCUGUAAACAGUUGGUAGAACCAGGUUUGGGAGUGGUCUCAUUGCCUCGUUGGUUUUUCGAUGAAACAAGUAAACAAUGCAAUACGUUUAUAUUUAAAGGCAUGAAAGGCAACCAAAACAAUUUUCUAACUUAUCAUAGCUGCCAAGAAACUUGCAAAGCUAUCAAUCCAUGUGCUGGUGGAAUUCCAUUUAUGCACACUGAUAUUGAGCGAAAAAAUCCAUGCGAAUUACCUCUGAUUUUGGGCAAUGGACGAGGUGCUCUAAGUCGUUAUUAUUUCGAUAUCAGUACAUCAUCAUGCAAGCAUUUCAUUUACACUGGUAUGAAGGGGAACGAAAAUAAUUUUGCAUCACUUAUAGAUUGCAAACGAACAUGCCCAGAGUUUGAUAAUCCAUGCCCACUUGGAGUUCCAUUCAUCAACAAGAUGAACGGAAAUGUUGCAUAUUGUACUGCUGCAAACCCAACAUGCCCACCUAACUACUGGCUCAAUGACCAUACUUCUUGCUUAUUGCCAUUAAGUAGGGGAAAUGGUAUCGCCAAACUUCCAAGGUUUUAUUAUAACUUUCGAUCACGGUCUUGUGAACAAUUCAUAUACACAGGUCGAGGAGGAAAUCAGAACAAUUUUUUGACGAAGAUGGCUUGCGAGGAAGAAUGUCCAGUUUUAGUGAAUCCAUGCGGAAAAGGUUAUCCUGCAAUGAAUUCAGAAAGUAAUCCAUUGCUAUGUUCAGUCGCUGCACCAAGUGUUUGCCCCAUUGGCUAUUACUGUCAUAUUGGAACAACAUCCGAAACAACUGUCUGUUGUCCUGGAGACCCAUGUAAACAAGUCAUUUCUCAUGGUAAUGGGCGUUCAGUAGUGAAUCGUUGGUAUUUUAAUUCUGAAUCUCGAAUAUGCGCCAGCUUUGCUUAUUCUGGCAGUGGUGGUAAUCAAAAUAAUUUUCUCAGUCGAGAAGACUGCGCAAAUACAUGUCAUGAAUACAAGUAUGUUGUGAAUAUAAAUAUGGGAAAUAUUUUCCCCAAAUUCAACCAUGCAAUAUUUAUAACUCACUGUGGGGCUUCUGGACCAUCUAUUUGUCCUGCAACUCAUUGGUGCCAUAUUGGAGCAUCUUUAGAAACAUCAGUUUGUUGUCCCGGUGCUUCGAAUCCAUGUGAGCAGCCUCUACUGUUAGGCAUCGGAUCAUUGGACCUAUUGCGCUUCUACUACAAUCAAGUGACUAGAACAUGUCAACAGUUUCGUUACACGGGUCUCGGUGGCAAUGAAAACAAUUUCUUAUCUUUACGAGCUUGUGAAUCUCGAUGUCCAGUUUUUUUUUUUCUUCCAAAAUCAAAACCUACGAAUUUCAUUAUCUUUAUUUCAGUUUCAUGUAAUGCUGAUUAUUUCUGUCAUAUCGGUGACAAAGAAGAAACGACAGUGUGCUGUCCAGGUCGCGCUACUGAUCCAUGCACUGAACCACGACUCGAUGGCAGUGGCGAAGCAAUGCUAAAUCGUUAUACUUAUAGCCCAUUGACCAAACAGUGCUUGCCGUUUAUUUAUACUGGUAUUGGAGGGAAUCAAAAUAAUUUCUUGUCAAAGGCAAGCUGUGAGGCAACUUGUCCUGUUGUUCAAAAUCCUUGUAAUGAUGGCGAACCGGCUUAUUUGUUAUGUGCGUCCAAUGUCGCAGGUGCUUGUCCUGAUGGGUAUUGGUGUCAUAUUGGAGCCGAUAUAACAGCAUCGCUUUGUUGUCCAGGAGCUGACAACCCAUGCAUUUUACCGUUACAAGAAGGAAAAGGGUCAUCGCGUUUAGCCAGAUGGUAUUUUGAUAUUAAUACUCGACGAUGCACUCGAUUUCAGUAUGCUGGUUAUGGUGGCAAUCAGAAUAAUUUUCAAACCCAUCAAGAUUGUCUACAAAAAUGCCCUGAGAAUCCUUGCUCAGUGGGUGAUCCAGCUUCCUCUUUGGUUGGUGGUGUUCAAUAUUGUAGUCCUAAGCAACCUGUUUGUCCACCUUCAUACUACUGCCAUGUCGGAUCAUCGCCUGAGAAUACAGUAUGUUGCCCCUCGCUUGGAAAUGCGUGUUUAGCACCCAUGUCUAUUGGAACCGGAUCAGCUGGUUUGCCGAGGUGGUAUUUUAACCAGAAUACAAGGCAAUGUCUUCCAUUUAUGUAUUCGGGUGCUGGUGGAAAUGAAAACAAUUUUGGAAAUGAAGCAUCAUGUAUUCGGCUAUGUCCGGUGUUUCGUAAUCCCUGUCCAAAUGACUUCCAGAACAAUAACUACUUAACAAUUAUGAAAUGCAGUGAAAGCAACCCACAGUCAUGUCCACCAACUCACUGGUGCCACAUUGGUGAAACAAGUGACACAACCGUUUGUUGCCCUGGAGCUGCUGAACCAUGCCUCUUUCCAUUAGCUCAAGGUGCAGUUAGUAAUAUUGGGCCGUUUACUAGAUGGUACUUCGAUAAGUUUUCUGGCGUAUGCAAAACUUUUCAAUACAGCGGCUAUGGUGGUAAUCAGAACAAUUUCAAAACGAAAGAAAACUGUGUGGCAAGAUGUGUAGCGCAAUCAUCGGUAUGUUCAAUGCCUUUAGUAAUCGGUUAUGGAAGGAUGCAGCUGAAUAGAUUUUAUUAUAAUUCUGAUCUCCGAACUUGCUUACCAUUUAUCUAUAUGGGUGAGGGAGGCAAUCAAAACAAUUUUCGAACAAUGCAGAAUUGCAUGUUGUCCCCAAUUAGGCGGCAAAUUUGUCCAAAAGGUGGUCCGCUGCUAACGCCAGAAGGAAUUCCAAUAAGCUGUUUAUUGAACCAAAUCAACGCUUGCCCUGUAAAUGGUUAUAUAUGCAGUCUGACUGAUAAUGGCGAUGCAUACUGUUGUCCGGAUCCAAGUAAUUUUUUGAAAAUUGAUCCUGAAAAGCUUAUUGAAAAAAUGAAGUAG
Dracunculus medinensis (Guinea worm) is the source of this 3006-nucleotide messenger RNA. The record is from the annotation of a GenBank genome assembly. NCBI's taxonomy places the organism in Eukaryota, Metazoa, Nematoda, Chromadorea, Rhabditida, Dracunculidae.